Molecule: messenger RNA, 2540 nt
Organism: Drosophila eugracilis
Lineage: Eukaryota; Metazoa; Arthropoda; Insecta; Diptera; Drosophilidae
Gene: NO66
Product: bifunctional lysine-specific demethylase and histidyl-hydroxylase NO66
Exons: 2
Coding region: 149-2248 (699 amino acids)
Cellular component (GO): nucleolus
Molecular function (GO): histone H3K36 demethylase activity; histone H3K4 demethylase activity
Source: RefSeq, a predicted model, not a curated record
CUCAUCUGUCUGGCAACUUCUUUAGCUUUUGCUAUUAGAAAUCUAUCGAGCAAUCGAUAAGCCGCCGGCGUAAAUAGCUGUAUAAGUGCAUUACUGCUUUCAAUACCCGUUCGUAAAACUUUAUUUGUGUCUGAAAAACAUCCGAAAAAUGCCAAAAGCGGCGUCAUCUUCGGGUGCGGAAGCUCAAGGCAGUCGCAAAAAGCCCAAGAGCCCAACUAACGGUACAGCUAAAGCCAAGAAAACUCCCAAAUCGUCAGAUAUCAAUACGGACGAUGUCGAUAUGCUACUUAAUCCAAGCUCCAAUCUAUCCAAACAGCAGAAAGAAAGGCUUAAAAUGUUGGAGGACUACGUGACCACCGAAUUCGAGCGAGCUGGCGAAUCAGAUGGAGAAUCUAGCCCAUCUUCACCGGAAGAAGCCACAUCUACGAAGGGCAAAUCGAAGGCAGCCAGGCCCACGGAUCGUAAAAGGCGUCAUCAAGCUGAGGUUUCACCACCAGCAGAUGGCAAUAAUAAUAAAGCUCCUAAGGUGGCCAAGGAAUCCGCCCAAGGAGCCACCGCAGCCAAUCGCAAACAACGCCGUAGUCAGGGAUUGGAAAAGACUUCGCCAAUUCAGGUGAAUGGAGAGGCUCUGGCAUGUCCUUUGGUGCGAAAAUCCCUGCCAGCAGCUAAGAGUGGAGCCUCGGGGUCUUCCAAUAAGUCCCCAGUCCGUAGUGGUCCAGCCAAAUCUUGUCCUCUACCAGAAAAACGGAAAUCAUUGCCGGCUGGAGCUGCCAACUCUUGUCCACAGCCACCCAAAAAAGACAAUCCUGCCAAAAGCCCAAAAAUUAAACGGGAAGUGCCAGAAGACGAGGACGGUAGCAAUCAAGUGAAGCAAACAACCUUGCCAAUAGAAAUUCACAAAGCCGACAGCAUCGACGAGGGUCUCCGGAUUCUGAAGUGGAUCAUCAAUCCCGUUAAAACAGAUCAUUUUUUCAACGACUUUUGGGAGAAGAACGCCUGCCUGGUGCAGCGUAAGAACCCUAAGUACUACAGCGAUCUCAUAUCCUUCAAGAUGAUAGAUGAAAUGCUGAUUCGCCAUCGUCUGGACUUCACCAUCAACCUGGAUGUAACCAGCUAUAAGAAUGGCAAGCGUGAAACUCUAAAUCCCGAGGGCAGGGCAACUCCACCAACUGUUUGGGCCUUGUACUCCGAGGGCUGCAGCAUUCGUAUACUGAAUCCAUCAACAUAUCUGCCGGGAUUGCGGCAGGUAUGCAGCAUACUGCAGGAGUUCUUCCAUUGCUUGGUCGGGGCAAAUGUCUACUUGACGCCACCAAAUAGCCAAGGUUUUGCCCCACAUUACGAUGAUAUUGAGGCCUUCGUUGUCCAAGUGGAGGGACGCAAGCGCUGGCGUUUGUAUGAGCCGCCCAAGAAAUCGGAUCAGCUGGCCAGAUUCUCAUCGGGCAAUUAUGAUCAAGAGGAGUUGGGCGAGCCUUUGCUUGAUGAAGUCCUUGAAGCCGGCGAUGUUCUAUAUUUCCCCAGAGGCACCGUCCAUCAGGCCAUUACCGAGGAAGAACAGCACUCGUUGCACAUCACCUUGAGUGUGUAUCAACAGCAGGCCUAUGCCAAUCUUCUCGAGAAACUUGUACCCAUUGUUCUUAAGAAGGCCGUGGAAAAUAAUCUUUCAUUACGUCUCGGCUUGCCGCUGCAAACUUUUCAUGUUUUGGGCGAGGCACAGAAAUCCAAUAAAAGCAAAACUCGCGAUCAACUGGUGGAGAAUGUCCAGAUGAUGGUGGCUAAAUAUUUGAAGCCCACUGCUGAUGAUAUUGAUCAAGCUGUAGAUCAGAUGGCCAAAAAGUUCCAGCACGAGGCAUUGCCACCGACCCUUUUGCCAGAAGAGAAGAUUCGCACUGUCUUCGGAUCCCGGAAUAGCACUGACGAACAGGGUAACUGCAUCUGGGAUUACGAGUUCGAUAGCAAGACAUCGGUGCGUUUGCUGCGCGCCAAUAUCCUGCGUCUCGUGACUGAGGAAGAUGGCAGCGUGAGGAUCUAUCAUCAUAUUGAUAAUGCCCUUGAGUACUGCAAAUACGAGCCCAUUUUCAUGGAGAUCCUACCCGAGGAAGUGCCUGCCGUUGAACUGCUCAUAUCUGCCUAUCCAUUUUACCUCGAAGUCAACCAGUUGCCAUUGGAAACGACGGCUCGAAAAGUGGAAGUAGUCACUGCGCUGUGGGAAAAGGGUCUUCUAAUGACCGAGAAGCCAUUUAAGGUGUAAAAUCAAGAGGAGAUAGCUGGAGAUCAUUAGGAGUUUAGAGUAUUACAAAAUGUUAGGAAUUCUAUGAGAAAUUUCAAAAGAUCUUUAAGGUGUUUGAGCAGAAAUCUAAUAUAAUAUGUAAGAGUCAAUUCAAAAUCCAAAAUAAGAAAAUCCAAAGGAAACCAAAAGCAUGUCGUAGAGUUCACCUCCAAGCUCAAGUCACCUAUAAGUCCCAUGGAUUUGUUUUUUUUUUGUUUGUAAUCCAAGCUGGAAAACCAUUCACAUAUGUAAUAUAUAUAUCGUUUUGUUUAAA